Hibiscus syriacus is the source of this 850-nucleotide messenger RNA. Its product is annotated as triacylglycerol lipase OBL1-like. Bases 1 to 849 code for a protein of 282 amino acids. The transcript has 3 exons. The record is from RefSeq and is a predicted model, not a curated record. NCBI's taxonomy places the organism in Eukaryota, Viridiplantae, Streptophyta, Magnoliopsida, Malvales, Malvaceae. Gene Ontology annotation, molecular function: triacylglycerol lipase activity. Gene Ontology annotation, biological process: lipid metabolic process.
AUGGGACACGGGACUCUCGCAUGGGGACAGUUACGGCGUUGGCUGGAACUUGCUAGGGUUCUUGGAAACCUUUGCUUGCUGGGUCACGAGUCUGCUGGGCCUGGGUUGCUUGGGCCAUUUUUAUUGCUGUUUAUACAUGGGAGGGUCCACAGCGGCUUCAUGAAAGCCUUGGGGAUGCAAAAUGAUGUAGGAUGUCCAGAAGAAGUGGAUCACGAUUCAUACUACGGUGGACGCCAGGCUCCGUUGGCUUACUACGACAUAAGGGACACGUUGAGAACACUUUUGAGGAAAAAUCCGGAAGCCAAAUUUAUAGUGACGGGCCACAGUUUGGGCGGCGCGUUGGCUGCUCUUUUCCCGGCGAUUUGCUUUUACCACGACGAACGGUUGUUGCUCGACAGAAUGGAGGCGAUUUACACGUUCGGACAACCCAGAGUCGGCGAUGAUGCGUUCGGGAAUUACAUGGAUAUGAAUUUGAAAAAGCGCGGUAUAAAAUAUUACAGAUAUGUUUACUGUAAUGAUGUGGUUCCUAGGGUUCCUUCUGACCGCGUGUUCAAACACUUUGGUAACUGCGUUUACUACGACAGCAAAUAUCAAUUGUCGAUAGUUGAGGAAGUUCCAUAUAAGAACUACUUGUCAAUUUGUGGGGGUAUUUCGAUGCUGAUAAGAAGCUUCGUUCUGGGGAGAAAGUAUGGAGAAGAUUACAAAGAAGGUUGGCUUCUAUUUGCCAUGAGAAUCGUUGGAUUGUUGAUACCUGGUCUGCCUGCUCAUUGUCCCCAAGAUUAUGUAAACUCUACUCGUCUCGGUUCCCAUUCCCACCAUCAUCUUCUUUCUCACCAUUUUCACCAUUAAA